Molecule: messenger RNA, 2585 nt
Organism: Cricetulus griseus (Chinese hamster)
Lineage: Eukaryota; Metazoa; Chordata; Mammalia; Rodentia; Cricetidae
Source: RefSeq, a predicted model, not a curated record
CGCCUCUACCCUCUUCCAGCCAGCUUCAGGCGUCGAUAGAGAUUACUGGGCCCUGGCGUGGGGUGCGCGGGAAGCUGAGGCUUCGUGCGGUGGGUCAGGGUGGAGCUGCUUGUCCAGUCACCCGGUUAGAGUUGGUAAUUUUUUUUUUCGGGUGCUGCCGAUAAAACCCAAGGCCUCAAUCAUACAAAGCAAGCGUUAAACCUGAAAUAUACCCUUAUCCUUUUAAAAACAUUUUUAAAAACAGCAAUUAGGGGGUUUUGUGGGUGUGUUUUAUUAGGGAUCUCAAGUGUCUUAACUGGAUACUCUAGAAACAAACAAAAACUAGCCCAGAGAUUUUGUUGCCAGAGUGUCAAAUGUAUCGAGAUUUUAAGACCUGCGGUUGCCACUGACCUUCGUUUGUCUCAAGUCGUGGAUCAUUGUACGCUGGGUGAAAAUAGUACUGUUUUGCUUGAUGACUGCUGGGUACUUUGAAACUUGUCAGUUUGCCCUGGUAUUUUUCUUUUUAGGCUGGUUCUCUCUGGAGAUUGAGUCGUUUGAACCUGAUGAAUGCUGGUUGAGGAAAACACAUUAUAGAUUGUAAUUUUUUUUUGCCCUUUCUUCUAUGGACUUGGUGUAAAUAUGUUUUUUUCUGUUUGAACUUAGUUUUUAAAAAUCAUUACCAUAGAUUCAUAUCAAAUAUAAGAAACAGGGUAGUUAAACCAUGAGUUGUGGAAAGGAGUUUGUGGAAACACUGAAAAAAAUUGGUUAUCCUAAAGCUGAUAUUCUUAAUGGAGAAGAUUUUGACUGGCUGUUUGAUGAUGUGGACUUUGAGUCGUUUUUGAAAUGGUUUUGUGGGAAUGUGAAUGAACAGAAUGUAUUAUCUGAAAAAGAAUUGGAAGAUUUCAGUGUUCUUCAAAGGUCAGGCAAGCCCAUCCUAGAAGGAACAGCGUUGGAUGAAGUUCUUAGAACCUGUAAGACUUUUGAUUUGAAGACACCUACACUGGAUGACAAAGAGAUACAGAAGUUAGAGGAUGAGGUUCAAAUUCUGCAGAAAUUAAAUAACUUAAAAAUUCAGCGAUGGAAUAACUACCAGUUAAUGGCUUCUGAAACUAGCUACAAAUCUCUGACAUUAAAUGCUAAACAAGAGGAAGCAACUAAGAAGAUGAAACAAAGUCAAAGAUUCCUAAAUGCUGUGAUUACUAAGCUCAGUAAUGAACUUCAUGUUCUUAUUGAGGGAGUUAAUAAUUUGAUAAUAUUCUUCAGACAUUCUAAUUUAGGUCAAGGGACAAAUCCAGUAUUUUUAUCUCAGUUUUCCUUGGAAAAAUAUAUAAGACAAGAAGAGCAGAGCACAGGAGCCUUAACCUUAUAUACCAAAAAGCAAUUCUUUCAGGGUAUACAUGAAGUAGUUGAAAGUUCAAAUGAAGAAAAUUUUCAGCUCUUAGAUAUACAAACACCAUCUAUUUGUGAUAAUGAAGAAAUCCUUGGGGAGAGACGACUGGAGAUGGCUAGGCUGCAGACUGCAUACAUCUGUGCCCAACAACAGAUCAUAUACUUUAAAGCAAGUAAUUCAAGCAUGAAGUCAAGUGUAAAAUGGGCAGAAGAGAAUCUUCAUAGCCUAACCAUCGAGGCAGUUGGUGAAGAAAAUUUGGAUGCUAAAAUUUCUAGCUUGAACAGUGAGAUUCUAAAACUUGAAGAAGAAAUCACUCAUAUGAAAGACAAAAUUCUGUCUGCUGUGGUAAAAGAGAAUGCCCAGUUAUUGAACAUGCCAAUUGUAAAGGGAGAUUUUGAUCUGCAGAUUGCUAAACAAGAUUAUUAUACAGGAAAACAAGAGUUUGUUUUAAAUCAGUUGAUAAAACAGAAGGCAUCAUUUGAGCUUGUGCAGUUAUCAUAUGAAAUUGAAUUGAGAAGACAUUGGGAUACAUAUUGGCAACUUGAAAAUUUGGUUCAACAACUUAGUCAAGGAAAUGUGAUGCUCUGUCAGCGAUUAGAAACAUUAGCCGAUCCAUCGGCACCCGAGCAGUUAAACUCCAGGACACCCAUCAACACUAAAGAUUAUUCUACUCAUAGGCUUUAUCAACUUUUAGAAGGAGACAGUAAGAAAAAAGAAUUGUUUAUAACCCAUGAACACCUGGAGGAAGUGGCUGAGAAAUUGAAACAAGAUGUUUCUCUAAUACACAAUCAGUUGGCAGUAUCUACUCAAGAGCAGUUUUUCUUUCUGUCCAAACUGAAUAAUGAUGUGGACAUGCUUUGUGAUGCUUUGUAUCACGGAGGGAACCAGCUAUUGCUUUGUGAUCAGGAGUUAAUGGAGCAUUUUCAUCAAGUUGAAUCUAAGUUGAAUAAACUAAAUCAUCUUCUUACUGAUAUUCUUGCUGAUGUGAAGACAAAAAGAAAAAUUUUGGCAACUAAUAAAUUGCAUCAAGUGGAAAGAGAAUUAUAUGUAUAUUUUUUUAAAGAUGAAGACUAUCUAAAAGAUGUUGUUGAAAAUUUAGAAAACCAGUCAAAGACUAAGGCCCCUGGUCAUAAUAACUGAAUCUACUAUGCCUGCUGUGUUUUGAUUUAUAAGUAUUAAGAGGCUAUUUCUAAUAAACACUACUAAUAAGCACUAA